Molecule: messenger RNA, 2514 nt
Organism: Nyctereutes procyonoides (raccoon dog)
Lineage: Eukaryota; Metazoa; Chordata; Mammalia; Carnivora; Canidae
Gene: SPATA2L
Product: spermatogenesis associated 2 like
Exons: 2
Coding region: 115-1473 (452 amino acids)
Cellular component (GO): cytoplasm
Source: RefSeq, a predicted model, not a curated record
CCCGGCGCACGACCCGGCGGGCGAGGCGGGGGUCCGCGUCCCCGAGGGGCACCCAGCUGGCGGGGCGGGCCCGGGAGGGGGGCUCCGCUGCGAGGCCUCCCGCUGUUGGGGGCCAUGUGGAUGCGGGGCGGGGGCCCCGGGGGGCGCGCAGCCGGCGGGCCCCGGGCUCUGCUCCCUGACGCCGGACCCCCGCCCGCCAGCAUGGGCAGCAGCUCGCUGUCCGAGGACUACCGUCUGUGCCUGGAGCGCGAGCUGCGGCGUGGGCGCGCGGGCGUGUGCGGGGACCCGUCGCUGCGCGCGGUGCUGUGGCAGAUCCUGGUGGAGGACUUCGAUCUGCACGGGGCGCUGCAGGACGACGCGCUGGCGCUGCUCUCCGACGGGCUGUGGGGCCGCGCCGACCUGGCCCCCGCGCUGCGCGGCCUGGCCCGCGCCUUCGAGCUGCUGGAGCUGGCCGCUGUGCAUCUGUACCUGUUGCCCUGGAGGAAGGAGUUCACCACCAUCAAGACCUUUUCAGGAGGCUAUGUGCACGUGCUGAAGGGUGCCCUCUCAGAGGACCUCCUCAUACAGAGCUUCCAGAAGAUGGGUUAUGUGCCCAGGGACAACCACCGCCUGAUGAUGGCUGCCCUGCCACCUGCCUGCCAACUGGUUCAAGUGGCUCUGGGCUGCUUUGCCCUUCGGCUGGAGUGUGAGAUCCUGGGCGAGGUGCUCGCACAGCUGGGCACCAGCGUGCUGCCAGCUGAGGAGCUGCUGCAGGCACGGCGGGCCAGCGCAGAUGUGGCCUCCUGUGUGGCCUGGCUGCAGCAGCGGCUGGCCCGGGAAGAAGAGCCGCCGCCUCUGCCCCCUCGGGGCUCCCCCACAGUCUACCAGACCCAGCUGGACCUAUACCGGGACCUGCAGGAGGAUGAGGGCUCAGAGGAGGCCAGCCUGUACGGCGGGCCCUCCCCAGGCCCCGAUUCACCACCCCCGGAGCUGGCCUGCCAACCUCUGCUCUGGGAACAGAGCGCCAAACUGUGGGGUGCCAGGGGCGGGGCCUGGGAGCCUCUGGGGGAUGCUGAGGUGCUGCCGCAGGCCAGCAGCCCACCCUAUGGGGCCAUGGAGGAGGAGCUGGAGCUGGAGCGGGAGCCUUCCGCCUUCUCCUUCCUCUCCUUGCGACGAGAGCUGCUAAGUCAGCCUGGAGCUGCAGCUGUUACCAAAGCCCCAGGAAGCCCUGGGCGGGCCAGCCCCCAGCUGGUGCAUGGGCCCAGCCCCCAGGCCCUGGGCUACCAGGCACAUAGCUGCCUAGCUCCGGGUGCCCUGCCUGCCCUCUGCUGUGACACCUGUCGCCAGCUGCACGCUGCCCAUUGUGGCAGCCUGCCCACCUGCCGUCCAGGCCACGCGCUUCGUGCAUUGCUCAGUGAUACACAACGGCGACUUUGGCUACAGCGUGCACAGGUGGACUCCCUGCUCUAUGACGGGACCGGGGCCCAACCUUAGGCCCAGCCAGGCCCUGAGUCAAAGGCCUUCCAGAGACAGUUUCUGUGGUGCUUCUCUGGACCUCAUCACUCUUCGGGCCUAAGCCUCUGGCCACCCUGCCCCUUGGGGACUCCUGGGCACAGCUCAGUGGGGUCCAGCCUCCCACAGAAAGCUCCUGCCUUGGGAUGGCCAACUCCCUACCCCCUGCACCUAGCAUCCAGGCCCAUAUCCAGACAUGCUCGAUGGAGGUGUCUCCCCACGAGGCCUGUACUAUGAAGAGCCCUCUCUUUUUUUUCACUCCUCCCAUCCCACUCUAGGGACCCAGCACUCAGCCUGGAACUCUUGACCUGAUCCCUACAGCUGUGCUUCAGAACGUGUUGCCUCCCUCCAAGUGUCCAGGGGAGAUUCUCCUCACAGGGGUGUCCCUGGGGGCCCUGCCAGGUACAUGGCUGGCCUAGCCCCUUGCCUGUGGGUGUCCUAAGCCAGGGCUGAACAGGCCGAGGGCUGCCUUGGAACCAGCCCAUAUGCCCUGCUUACAGCUGAACUGGAAAGUUUGGCCCACAAACAGAGAAGACAUGAUCUGAUCUCAAAGCAGAGUGAGGAAGCUCCCAAGAAGUCCAGAGAAUAGGCAGCAGGAAGUAGGAGGUGGGGAGCUAGUGGACGGGCUGUGUCACUCCCCUUCCGAGUAGAGUGUCAGGCUUCUGAGCAGUCAGCACCCCAGGAGCCACCCUGGAGCUGGCUUUCUGCUGUAUAGGCUCUGGAAGGCAGGGUGGGAGGCCAUGCUUUUCACCAGAGGACUCUUCCCCAGAUCCAGUAGUAAAGAAGUAGCCAGGCUUGUAGGCAGCCACCUAAGGUGGAGCCCCUUUCUCGGGGGGGGGGGGGUCCUGGAACUGUUCACCCCCUGGACCACAGGGGACAGGUGCCCAUGUUCUAUGCUGGCCCCUCUUCACUGGGCACGCUGCCCUAGACCAUCUAGUCCACUUCCUGUUCUCCCCAGGACUCAGAGAACCACCAUAUCACAUAAAUCAGGACGUUAAAGUUCAUUAAAGGACGCAGACCCUG